GUAGCGACGCUCGCUGGGAGUUCGGACAAGCGGAGGGAGCAAAAUGGCGGACGAAGAUAUUACGCUUGAUGGGAAACCUCUACAGUCGCUCCGCGUCGCGGACCUCAAAGCCGCGCUGGAGCAGCGAAACCUCCCGAAGAGCGGGCAGAAGAACACGCUCGUCAAGCGACUGAAAGGGGCUCUGAUGCUGGAAAACCUACAGAAGUCGUCCUCCUCUCACAGUGGGCUGCAGCCCAACUCUCAGAUAGGGGAGGAGAUGUGCCAGAACAGCUUCAUAAAACAAUACUUGGCCAAGCAGCAGGAACUCCUUCGCCAGAGACUGGAGAGAGAGGCCCAGCAAGAGGAAGAGGCUGAUGAAAGCCCAGCAGUGCAAGAGGAGGAUGAAGACCACUCAGACAACGACUGCUAUGUCUCUGACAAGCAGGGUCCCAUACCCUCCCAGUCCGCACUGACCAGGACAGAGGAGAGAGGAGGAGGAGCAGCUUCGGCUGUGGGUCAUGGGAUGAUGAUGUACAGCCACGACGUGGGCCCCAGUCAUACCUUUCGCUGCCAGGAGUCCCCUGAGACUCCGGGAGCAAGGAUGCAGCGAGCCAUGGGAAACAAUGAGCCACCGGCCCCUUCUCCUCCACGUGCCGUGGCCUCCCUGUCAGUGCGCGUCCUGGGCAAGCCCGACCGCCAGGGGCUGCCCCCGGCUGUGCCCCGAGCGCAGGAGAAGGAAGGCACCGCACCGAGUGAACCGGGAUCAGCUCAUGCUGUCCUCCACCUUAGCCGAUCUGCUGGGGCAUCGGCGGCAAGUAACGUCAACAUGGAUAGUGACGACGAUGACGGAGACGAUGAGCGUGACAACGAUGAGGAUUGGGGGCCUGGUCCGGGCAAGGCAAGGCAGGCCAACAGAGUCCCCCCGCAGCCGCAGCAGAUGCCCCCCAGUGCCCCAUCAGCAGGUGCGAGGUCCAAGCGCAAGCUUCAGCCCCCGCAGCACAUCCCACCACCACAGGUGCACCACACCCCCAUGCAGCUCCGCCACCCCACGCCUCCUCCAUCUCCACCCCCAGACCUGUUUCCCCUCCCUGACACUCCCAAGCAGAGUCCACCAGACCCAGAAAACCAGGAGGGAGGCGGCCCUGAGGCUGCACUUGGCCCAAGAGGAGGCUCUUUCCCAUCUGCUACUAUGAAGAGGCAAGACUCAGAUUCAAGUUCUCGUUCCAGCAGCCCUGAGCCCCCUGCGAAGUGUAGGCCAGGACCCCUCUCUCUGCUCUUACACAAAAUGGAGUCAGAGGGGGGUUUUCGUGCAUCUUCGGAAAUGUCAGAAGAGGCCGCACACUCCUCUGCUGGGUCUUCCAGGGAAUCUCCACUGCAAAAAUUGGAGAGGAAGAGGCAACAAGAGAACAGAGAGAUGGAGGAAGAGAGGCAACUAAAGAAAGAGCAGGAGAGAGAAAGAGGUAAAGCACAAGAAAAGGAGAGGGAGAAGAAACGCCUGGAAGAAGAGAAGGAAAAGGAGAGGAAACGACUGGACGAAGAGGAGAAACUGUGCAGGGCAGAGGAGAGGGAAAAUGAGCAAAAGCGUCAGGAAGAGGAGAAAGAAAAAGAGAGAAAACGCCAGGAUGAGGAGAAGAAGAAAAGAGAGGAGAAACGGAUCAGGGAGGAGCAGGAGAAGAGGCAGCAGACAACCAAGAAAGGCAGGGUGGUUGUGACCGAGGCGCAAGAUUCAGGUUCCUCAUCCGAUUCCGACUCCAAAUCCGACUCCUCUUCAUGCUCAUCACAGUCGUCGUCCUCCUCCAGGGAUAAAUCCUACCCUGCCCAGCAGCCGAAGAAGGUAGGACAAGAGGCAGAGGAAGAGAAAAAGACUGACCCGAGCAACGUAGCAAAGAAACGACACCUUUCUAAAAGGGAGGUGUCAGAGCCGAGCGCAGCUGCUGUGACGGAGGUGGAGCCGGACGCCGAGAGUUCCAUGGCCGAUCAGCCGGCGUCCGGGGCCGAGCCGGAGAGCACCGAGAACCGGCUGGAGGAGAGCACCACUCCUAAGGCUUUCGCAGCUCGCAAGAUAUCCCUGACCAGCAGUAAGACGCCUUCAGCCGCCGCAGACGGAGGAGGAGCGGGAGAACCUGAAUCGGGAACUGCAGCCGGGCGGAAGAGGCGGUGGGGCUCCAGCACAGCAGUCACCGUCAAGAAACCAUCGAUCAGCAUAACCACUGACUCACUGAAGUCUUUGAUCCCGGACAUUAAAAUAAACCAGGAGGCCGUGGUGGAGCUUCACCCAGAGGAGCUGCAGCUGUCUGGGGACGAGGAGAACGUGGACAACAGCCUCGGUGACCAGGACAAAGGACUCAAGAUCCGUCGCACCGUCACUCAGGUCGUCCCAGGCGACAGCCAGGAGAAUGGACAGACCAACGAAGAGGAAGAGGCGGAGAAAAUGGAGACAGAGAAACCGCGCAGGACUUCCCGGGACAACAGGAAGAACAGUCUGUCUGAGGAAGCCGUGGAGACACAGAUAUCUGUCAAGCUUGAGGGAGAGGCAAAGAAAGUUACCCCCAGCGACAGUCUGGUGCGUCGCUCUAUCAGUCAACAAAAGUCAGGCGUGUCUGUCACCAUCGACGACCCCGUCCGCACCGCCCGGCAGCCCUCGCCGCCUCGUGGCAAAAUCACAAAUAUCGUCCAUCUGACCAACCUGGUGCGACCCUUCACUCUGGGCCAGCUGAAGGAGCUGCUGAACCGGACAGGCACCCUGGUGGAAGACGGGUUCUGGAUCGACAAGAUCAAGUCUCACUGCUUCGUCACAUACGCAACGUCAGAGGAGGCCGUCGCCACCAGAGCGGCCAUCCAUGGGAUCAAAUGGCCCUCGAGCAAUCCCAAGGUGCUCAGCGUCGACUUCUGUGAGCAGGACGAGCUGGACUUUCACAAAGGUGUCCUGAAGCCAGUCAAAGAGGAUGAACAUGUCGUCCAACCGAGUGCCCCUCCUCAGACCCGGCUGCCCCCGCUGAUGCCCGAGCGAGACCGUGACAGGGACAGGGAGCGCGAACGGGAACGGGACCGAGGGGUCGCAGGAGUCCCGGGAGUGCGCGACCUGUGGGCGGAGCGUGAGAGGGAGAUGGAGCGCCGCGAGCGAGCCCGCGGUGAACGGGAGUGGGACCGCGACAAGGUCCGGGAAUUUGCAAGGCCGGGCGAGGAGGGAAGGCGAUCCCGGUCCAGAGACAGGGAGCGGAAGAGGAGGGAGAGGGCGAAGAGCAAGGAGAGGAAGACGGAUAAGAAGGAGAAGGGAGAUGAGCCUCCGGCCAAACUUCUGGACGAUUUGUUCCUCAAGACCAAAUCGGCUCCGUGUAUCUACUGGCUCCCCCUCACAGAGGAGCAGGCGACGCAGAGGCUCUUGGACCGCACGGAGCGGCGCGAGGAGCGCGAGCGGAGGCGCAAAGAACAGCAAGAGGAUGAGGAGAAGAAGCGGGAAGAGGAGAAGAAGGAGAGGCUGAAGGUCCGGGAGAAGGACGGCGUGGCGGCUGCAAGCGGCGGAGUGGCGGCCGGCCGAGGACCUGACGGAGACCGAGAGAGGGGCCGCGGCCGCGACCGUGAGCGAGAGCGAGAGGGCGACAAGAGGAGGGACAGCGGCCACCGGCCCCGGCGAACCUCGGCGGGUGCCGGCAGCGGACGGCGGUCUCGCAGUCGUAGCAACCCCAGGGAAAGACGCCGCUGAGGGUCGGGCAGCUGCUGGGAAAAGCUGAAGAGAGAGAGAGGGAAGCAGUGUGGCGGAGGACACGGCAGACAGAAAGUCUCGGGGAAGGAAAUCGUUUCCACCAGGCGAAGCUUUUCUCUUGCCUCAAAGUUCAGGACUCUGUCUGCUCCUCACCGCCCACCCCCACCAUGCUUUAAUUCGUCCACUCUGACGCCAGCGUUGUCUUCCAAACACCGUUUUCCCCCUCUGACCUCCGUAAAGUAAAUUCACUCGGAAAAUGUUUGUUGCGUGUUUCGGGCUUAUAGUAAAAAAAUAACAAAGUCCAUCUAGCUCCUCCUCCCCCAGGCUUUUCUCUUUCUGUCUUCCAAAAGCAAAAAGUCAGUACUCCCCCCGCCCCGUAGAGAGCAGCGGUUCCUCCUCGCCUCCGUGUCGUGCUGUUAAUUAUCCUCCGUUAAAGAAAAGAAGCAGGGAGAAGGGCGGCAGGUUUUUUUUUUUUUUUGGGCUCGCCUCAGCAUUUUGUCCCGCUGAGGUUUGGGAGCUUUAUUUUAGUUCUGUGGGUGCACAGCUCCUUCCUCCUCCGAGCCCUGUAAUAAAAACCUGUCCAAAAUAGAUCGCUGACCUUCAAAUAUUUUCUAGGAUUCUAGAUGUUCUUCUUCUUCUCUUUUUUAAAAUAUAUAUAUAAAAAUAUACAACUAGAAUUACUGGCCGUCAACGUCACCGUGAAGGAAAGUUAUUUUUCUCUUGUGGAAGUUUUAUGCGAUCAUGUUUAUUUCUUUUCCUCCUGCCUUGAACGGUUUGUUGUGUGCUACGGCAGGUGAUGUUUGUGCGAGCGACGACCCUCAUCUCCCACAAAGAAGAAGUGUCCACACUGUAACCGACAGGAAGAGACGCCGUAGUAAAUGUUAUGGAGACGUGCAAACAAAACGCCCCCACGUCUGGAAGCUGACCUUCCCCCUGCACUGACGUCGCCCGAUUGGAAAAUCCCUCCUAUGACCCCCUUCAGUCAUAUAUAUAUUUUAAGGAGGUAAAAAAAAAAACAUUUAUCUUCUAAUAGAGUGAUGGUGACAAUUUUAACAUUUUUAAUUUCAUGUUUUUAGUUGCAAAAACAAAGUUUGAUUUUGUUGUUUUUCUUUUCCUUCUGCAAGUGCUGAAUGUACCUACAAGUUAAUAAAUUUAAAUUGGUUA
Messenger RNA from Scophthalmus maximus (turbot), 4846 nucleotides. RefSeq names its product apoptotic chromatin condensation inducer 1b (gene acin1b). Lineage: Eukaryota; Metazoa; Chordata; Actinopteri; Pleuronectiformes; Scophthalmidae. The record is from RefSeq and is a predicted model, not a curated record. The transcript has 17 exons. Bases 44 to 3682 code for a protein of 1212 amino acids. Gene Ontology annotation, molecular function: nucleic acid binding.